Eupeodes corollae is the source of this 2238-nucleotide messenger RNA. It is a transcript of the gene Ipk1, whose product is annotated as inositol-pentakisphosphate 2-kinase. The record is from RefSeq and is a predicted model, not a curated record. The coding region runs from base 433 to 2007 and encodes 524 amino acids. Gene Ontology annotation, cellular component: nucleus. NCBI's taxonomy places the organism in Eukaryota, Metazoa, Arthropoda, Insecta, Diptera, Syrphidae. Gene Ontology annotation, molecular function: inositol-1,3,4,5,6-pentakisphosphate 2-kinase activity; ATP binding. The transcript has 10 exons. Gene Ontology annotation, biological process: inositol phosphate biosynthetic process.
UAGUUCAUUCAUGAUUCUGAAAUAUUUUUGUUGGUUGAUUGAAAAGUGUUGUGAAAUAAUUUAUUAGAAAAAUUCAAUAAAAUGGAUGUUAAAAUUAGCUAAUAUUAACUUUAUUGUUUAUUUAACUGUGUCAAGUGUUGUUUUGUUCAAGUCAAGUGUUAGUUUUAAUAAGAAAUUCUGGGAGUUAUAUUAUACUGCCAAUGCUAUUGCAGAUGUGUAACACUACCAUUCCGAUCCUCUCCUAGUCGAAUCGCAUAAGCAGUGCGGGUACUACCGCUGCUCCUGCUUCUGCCGCUGCCACACCAACAUCACACACACAAAAUCACUGGUAUCCAGUGAACCUAGUCCCAUAUAGAAUAUACCACUGAUCCCUCAUUUCCUCGCACUCCCGUACACAUACUCGUUCACAGAAAGUUUCAUUUCGAAUUCGAAAUGGAUUUUAGCCAAAUUCAGUUGAUAUACAGCGCCGAGGGUAAUGCAAAUUUGGUAGUGGCCCUGCCACAACUUAAAAAAGUUUUACGGCUGCCAAAAUCCGACAUCAGCAUCAGCAACAGCAAUACGAUGCCGACAACGACAGCGACGACGAUGACGAAGAGGAGCGGUACUAGUAAAUGCGAAGACCAUCAUCAUCAUCAGUCGGAGGAGCAGCUGAAACAUCCAGCUACAACCACUUCCAAUGCGAAUAAUCCCAAUCCCAAUGGAGUCGUUACCACCCCCGAUAUGGAUCAGACACUAGGUAGAACGGGUGGGAGCUUGAAUGUUGAUGUCGCCAGAGCCAUCGCCACCGCCACUGAUGGUGCCAUCUCCAAUGAAAACAGUGAGGACGAUGCAGCAGCAGCAGUAGUGCAUCCUGAAGAGCUGGUUGCAUUUGUUAGUGUCAUGGCGAUAUUUAUUGGCAAGGAAUACGUCAAUAUUCCGGAAAUUGUCAAUAUAGCAUCUGAGGCGGACCGCCGCAGAAUAAAUGACUUUUGUAGACCAUUCAGACCGGCUCAUCGACUAGACAAAGAGUUUUGUGGACAAUUCGGACUCCUACUGCCAGAUGCUACACUCUUGCCAGAAACGUUGUUAGUUGCUGGUUUACAACAUCAGCUAACACCAGGGGACACAUUUGCCGUCGAUAUUAAACCAAAACAAGGAUGGAUGCUGCAGGAUAUCGAUGUCGAUGUCGAAGUCAAAGUCGAUGGUUAUAGUGAUGGCGAUGGUGUUGGUGGUUGUCCUGGUCCUGUUACUGGUCUUGGUCUUCCUCCAACGCCAUUUCUCAAUCCAUUCAACCUAAAAGCUUCGACAAGGUGUCGUUACUGUACAAUGCAAUUUUCUAAGCUUCGGGCUCAUAAGAUAUCCAAAGUGAGUGCAUACUGCCCCAUUGACAUGUUUUCAGGAAAACCAGAGGCGAUGCGAAAGUCCUUAAAUGCACUUCUUGAAUGUCCACAAAAUAAUUUGCGCAUUUUUCGUAAUGGGAAUCUUAUCUAUGGUGACCAAACCAAUACCAUUUCUCUUGAAGAACUAAAAGAAAAGUUAUUCAAUGGUGAUCUGACAACGUUCCAGGAUCUGAUUAUUAACUGUCUGUUGCGGAACUACUCGGGAAAACCUGGCGGAACUGGUGUCCUUGAGAGAAUUUUAAACAUUCAACUUCUUGCUAAGGACUACAUGACUCACCAAUCUUGCUCGAACUUCAAAUCAGCGAACUCAACAAAAAGAAAAACAUUUAAAUGGUUAAAAAAGUUCCUUGAAAAAAAGUCAAUCGGAAGUUUUGACGACCUUAAAUCUCUCGAAAAAUAUCUAAUAGCUGCUACAUUUUUAGAUUGUUCUAUCAUCGUUGCCUUCAAAGAAAUCCACCUUUCAAAUUCUUCUCAAUUCUCAGGUCAUCCAAAUGUUGUUUGUUUAGAGAAUGGAAAAUCAUAUUUAACCAAGGUGUCUGUGCUCGAUAUGGACCCAAAGCCGGAUAAUCAUUUUGAAAAAUUUGUUAAAAACACAAAUAGCGCUUAUGAAUGUGCUUCUGGGCUUUAAUAAUUAAUUUUUAAGAAAAUGUUUUGUUUUGUAGCUGUGAUUUUCAUUUUUGAAAUCAUAGGUCUUUUAGAGAUUUUUUUAAAUAGUAAUUUGUACCUACUAAAAAUUAAAAAUUAAUAUUUUAAAAACCUUUUUAAGGUUUAAUCUAAAAAAAAAACAAUAAGAAAUGAAAAAACGAUAAGCAAUAGAUUUUCAUGUUUACAAUCUAAAUAUUAUUUAAAAAUUCAAUGU